AUGAUAGUCCUUGCCAAUCCCGAUUAUAUCACCAUCACAAAGCCCUACAGAGGCUCAGUAACAACGCAGUAUACUGUCCCACCGCAGGGUGAUGAGCCUGGUAUUGUUAUUGUUGAACAGCCGGGCGGUUCGUCGGCGCCGGAGAAUGUAGUCAUCCCUGCGACGGAUGAUCGGUCUUAUGUUAUUAUCAUUAGACCGCAUUCAGGGCCGGAUCCGAUAUCUGCGCCUAUUACGCAGGUUGUCCCCCCGAGAAGUGGGCAGCCGGGACAGAUUAUUAUUGAGACGCCGGAGACGCAGGUUGGUGAUGCGACGCCGGGUGUGUUGCAGCCUCUUACACUUGAGCCGAAGGAGGUGACUGGCUAUGUGACGGUUCUUCGACCAUUGACUGGAACAUUGGCGUCGUUGCAACUGAUCACGAUUUCACCGACUGGGACGAACCGUGGAUCGGUUAUUAUUAAUGUCCCGACAUCGGCACUCAAUGGGGGAAGCCUCCAAGGUCUUACUCUCGAGCCUGCACAGGAUGGCGAUUAUGUCACCGUGAUUGAACCAGCGGGCACAGCCUUCAGCGGAACUGUCCCAAUUAGAUUAUUAACAGUACCACCGAGCAAUGGAAACCCUGGUACUGUAGUCAUCCAAACUCCUAUACCAGGAACUCUGGGGCCGUUGGCACUUGAGCCUUUGACCCCUAACACUUUGGGUGCCUUGGGACUCGCUAACCAAACGAUCACUCUUCAACCUGCCGAUGCGACCGGCUAUGUGACCAUCAUCGAACCUGCCGAAGGAAGCGUUACCCCGACAGCACCUAUCCGAACUACCAUUCCACCGACUGGUACCAAGCCUGGAACUGUACUCAUACAAACACCACUGGGUUGGAAUGAUGGGGGAGAUGGUGCAGCUACACGAGCUCGUCCUCAGGGUUCGGUAUCGUAUACCACUAUUACUCGUGGUGUACCAACGGGUCUUGGUGGCUCAGGAAGCGGUUCAGAUGGCGGGUCAAAUGGAGGUUCAGGGUCUGGUGAUGUUCAGGGUCAACCAGGUCAAGGCGGCGAUGACGAUUCAGGGCCGCGACAAACCCUUACUAUUCCUCCCGAGGGUGGUAACCCCGGCACUGUCCUUGUGUUAACACCUGACGGCCCUAAUAACCCACAGACUGGUAACAACGGUGGCGGCGAUGAUGGUGCCCAGGCUACUGGAGGAUCCAGUGGUGGGAAUCAAGGUGGUUCAGGCUCAUCGAGCGGAGGAAAUGACCAGAGUGGAAGCGGGGGAAGCUCUAACAAUGGAGGAUCUGGAGAUGGCACCAACAGCGGCAGUGGCAGCUCCUCUGGACAAGGAGGCAGCUCCAGCAAUGGGGGUUCUUCUGGAAACAGUGAUGACCCCGUGAAGGGCGGUGUUCAGGGGUCCAGCUCUGGAUCAGAAGGCAAUAAUGAUGACGCUGCAUCUGGGAACGGGGGAUCUUCAGGCUCAAAUAACGGCAACGGGUCUGGAAAUGGCGGGUCAUCAAGCUCUGGUGGAUCUGAUACCAGCGGAAACAGUGGUUCGGGAGGAACCCAAGGCGGAGCUCAAGGUGGCUCCGACAGUGAGGGUGGUUCUGGAGGUAAGGAUGGACCGACGCCAGGAAAUACUGAGUCUGAAGGCGGUGGCUCAGAGGGCGGCUCAGAUUCUGGCAAUGGAAGCUCUGAUGGUACUGGGGCGACUUCUGGCGGCAAGGGUUUCAAUGGAGAGGACGACGGUGACUCUGAAUCCGGAGGAAGCAAUUCUGGAGGGGAUAGUGGUGCUUCAGGCCAGUCAUUUUCGUCACGAAGUGCAAGUGCUUCUCGUCGCUCAAGCACUCGAUCACCAAUCGUCAGGACAUCCCCUUCAACCUACGUCGUCACAUCCAGCAGCACUGUCUUCACCAUUACCGCUGAUAUCCUUGGGACCCUCACCGCCGAGCCUCAGAGGACACGUCGAUCAACCGCCAGCGGCCGUCUCACAGGUGGAGUCGAAGGGCUAGGUGGCAGUGAAAUUGCAGCUACCGAAAGAACGACAUUCAGACGCCCUUCAAACAGUCGGCCUACCACAUCCGCGGUCGGUACUGCUGGCGACGCUGCUUCUGGAGUUGGGUCUGAUUCACCUCAAACUACACAGGCUCCUGGAAGGCCUUCGAGUACUAGACGAGCUGGUGAUUCAUCAAGCUCCGGUUAUACUGGCACUGUUGGUACGCGCGUCCGUCCUGGCGGUAGUGAUCUGAGCUCUACACGCAGCAGGACUUCCACUUCAGGGCAAGCCUCUCGACCUUCAGAUGGCGAGACCACUAUUGUAGAUAGUGGCCCUGUCAUAACAAAUGAUCCUGGCUCUGAUGCAGAGGAAGCUACGCCAUCUGUUGGAAACAACGCCCAAAGCCCAUCUACCCGCUCCGCCCAGAGAUCAAGUGUCUCUCAAUCCACUAGUGCGCAAAGGCCUGUUGCAGAAACUUCUUCGUCAGGUACUCGUCUCACUGCGAGACCUGCUGUCAUAUCGACUAACGGUGGCAAUGCUGAAGCUGGAGGGACAUCGCAGGCUUCACAGAGAAGUAGCAGGGCUACUAACGCUGUAUCGGGCUUUGUCGAAGGUGACCCUGAAACCAUUGCGACAGGGAACAAUGGCGGUACAGCUUCGGGAGACAAUGAGACGACAUCACAGGUAUCAGGAGCUUCCAGUGGAUCACAGUCAACCAACACUGUUAGCGCCGGCUCUUCUUCAACUGCAGCAAGAUCUAGAGCUUCGGCCACCUCGCGCGAGGGUUCGUCUGCCUCUGAUGCAGCUCGAGGCUCCAGCGCGGGUACAUCAACAGCAUCGCAGGGCGCGGGCCAGAGCUCAAGCCCCUCCAUAACAAGCGACGAGUUCAAUUAUGAUACUCUUAUUGGCACUCAGAGUGUUCCGGAGUCGGAGCGCGUGAAACAGCCCGGUGACACGUCGACUCGCUCAGCGACAAGCAGUGGUGCUGGAUUGACAGGCCAGCCAGCUGCAGGAGUUGGAGGCUCAACAACUGCUGAGUCAAACUCACAAAGCACUGGUGUUUAUGUUGAUGAUGACCCAACGACAUCUAGUGGAGAGUCGCUCGCUGGAGGACCUGUAGCUGGUGCUACGUCUGGAAGUGCGGGUGAGAGCUCUGUGAGCGACGACUCUGAUGCUGAGACCUCCGCUUCUGGAGAGCCUAACUCGGAGACGGCAUCCGAUGAUGCUCGCGAAACAGGAGACGCGACUGGUACAGCUCAGCCCGAGGAUGGCGAGAUUAGCUUAAUCUCACCUCAGGUGCCAGUUCCUACCGAUCCAUUGCCAGAGUCUGAAUCGAGCAGUCAGUUGCUCACUGGUGGAGUCGAAGGCAUACCCGGCAUUAGUGACUCGUCGUUUGAGUCUCCUGAGCUGCCACUGCCUACCGCUGUAUCAACUGGCCCCCUUCCUGACUCUGGCACUAGAGCUUCUACAGAGCCAACGCAGAGUGGCUCGACAGAUGACGAUGGCGCCAGCAAUACAGAAGAAGCAGAUGCUGAGACUUCUGAGACAGACGUUGAGGCAGAAAGCGAGACACCUGGCCCUGAUGCUACUUCUGAUGGCCCGUCAGCUACUGGAGAUGGUGAUGAUACUAUCUCAGCUGCGACAACAGUCACCAUAUUCAGUGGCGGUCCUGCUUCGGUCACAAGAACUGUAUACAUCCCACCUACAGCGUCUGGAGAAGCCGGAACUCUCAUCAUCGAGACACCUACUGUUGUCCCUGAAGCCAGUCAGACGGGUGAUGAUAGCGCAGGGGAGACUGACGAUUCUACUGAGACAGGUGCUCCAACUGAAGCAGAAGAGGAAGCUAUCUCGCCGGCGACUACAGUCACUAUCUUCAGUGGAGGUCCCGCGGCAGUCACGAGAACUACUUACAUCCCACCAACAGCUUCUGGCGAGGCCGGAACUCUUGUUAUUGUGACUCCCACCGGGGGAUUGGAUGCUGAAACAAGCGGCGAUGGCGAUGUUAGUUCCGAGACUGGGCCUGCCACUGAUGCAGAAGAGAUUACAGCCGGGACAACCAUCACUAUCUACAGUGGCGGCUCAGGGUCUGCAACUCGAACUAUUUAUAUCCCUCCCACCGUUUCGGGCGAAGCUGGCACACUCAUCGUGGAGGCACCCACGUCUGGUCUGGGCGGUGAUGACUCUAGCAUCACUGGCAUCGGUGCCAGUGGCCCAACUGCAAUCGUCACCCCUGAAGGCCCAGGCAAUGUCACUAUCUAUAGUGGCGGACCUGUCUCUUCAACAACAACUCGCUUCAUUCCCCCUACCACAUCAGGAGAGCCCGGUACUGUGGUCGUUGAGACACCAACAGCUGGUCCGCAGGCUACAGGUAUCGGAAAUAUUACGAUCGUCACAGGUGGUCCUGUUACGGUUACUCAGACUCGGUAUAUCCCUGCCACGGCGACUGAUGAGUCUGGAACUAUCGUCAUCGAAACACCUACUUCCCAAGUUGACGAGGAUGGUGGUGCAGGAAACACAACUUUAUAUAGUGCGGUAUCUGCUACUGGUACUCGCACCAUCUACAUUCCACCCACAGUAUCUGGUGAGCCAGGAACUGUCAUCAUUGAGACCCCUGCUGUGAGAGCAGUGACUGUCUACACAGAUGGUCCUGCAUCAACCACCCGAACGCUCACUAUUCCGGGCACUGCCUCAGAUGACCCUGAUACAAUUCUCAUCGAGACUCCUACUUCGGGCUCAGGCUCAGGUCCUGCUAACGUCACUGUUUAUACUGGUGUCUCUGCCACUGUCGCAACUACUCGUUUCGUUCCUGGCACAGCUUCAGAUGAACCAGGAACAUUCAUUGUUGAAACACCAAUUGGAAGUCCAACCUACGUGACAGUCUACAGUGGUGGCACAGGUACAGCUGUUACGACGAUCUAUUUGACACCGAGUGCAUCUGGUGGCUCAACUACUAUGAUCUUCCAGACUCCCACCCAAGGAUCCGAGGAGUCUGCCACAGAUGAUGGUGAAGCGUCUGAGACUGGAACCAUCACAGAAGCUCGAAGCACAUCGGCGACCCGUGGGAACGUGACUAUCUACACCCAAGCUCCCGGAACAGCGGGCGGGACAUUCUACUUCCCACCUGAUGACCCAGAAGAGUCGGGCACUAUCAUCAUCGAGACACUUCCUGGUGAUACUGAAGAGACUGGCACUGAGUCUAUUGAAGGUUCUGUCGCCCCGACUGCUGGUAGUCGGGUCAAUACCACAAUCUUCAGCGGCGGCUCAGUAACUGCGCCUAGAACAUUAUACAUAUCAGCAACAGUUUCUGGGGAACCGGACACCGUUCUUGUUGAAACACCAACCACUGGCCUAGGAGCAGAGGCGUCAGAGUCAGCGACUGGCCAGCGAUACACAACCAUCUUUGGUGGAGGGUCUGGAACAACCACGAGGACUAUCAUUAUUCCUGCAACUGUAUCUGGUGAGCUGGAUACUAUUCUCAUCGAGACGCCCACUGGCGGUGCUCCUGAAGUCACAAUCACUAGAGGGGGACCCUUCUCAGUCGCCACGACUGUAACGAUCCCUGGUGUGCCUGGCGAACCUGACACCGUUUUCGUCGAGAUUCCAACUGAAUAUGGUGAUGCUGAGCCUUCAGAGAGUGGUAGUGGCCCAGGCGAAGUGACUUCGACGCGCGGCGGACCAGUCACAGCUGCAACGACGAUUACAAUUCCUGGCCAAUCAGGCCAGCCAGAUACGGUUAUUAUUGAAACGCCGACUCGUGCGGCUGAGGUCACAAUCACGAGGGGAGGACCUGUUUCUGUCGCCACGACUGCAACAAUCCCUGGAGCGACUGGUGAGCCAGAUACGGUUCUUGUGGAAAUACCAAUCGAGUCUGCCGAUCUAUCGGUGAGUGGAAAAGGUACGGGUGAAAUAACUUCCACUCGUGGCGGACCAGUCACGGCCGCAACGACGAUCACCAUCCCAGGUAUAUCAGGCCAGCCAGAUACGAUUAUUGUUGAAACACCUACAACCGCCUCUGAUAGCGAGGAAUCUACGGCGAAAGGAGAUGGUCCAGCUGAAGUGACAUCUACUCGAGGAGGACCGGUAACAGCUGUAACUACUAUCACUAUUCCUGGUGAAUCAGGGCAGCCAGACACCGUUAUCGUUGAAACGCCUACAAGAUCUUCAGAUGAUGAAACGUCAGAAACUGGAAGCAGCCCAGGAGAGGUAACUUCAACAAGAGGAGGACCUGUAACAGAGGCGACUACCAUCACCAUCCCUGGUGCGCCGGGUGAGCCAGACACGGUCAUCGUUGAGACUCCAACGAGGUCAAAUGAACCUCCUAUAACUGGUGGUGUUCAAGCAAUCACUUCAACAAGAGGUGGGCCCGUGACAGCAGCAACUACGAUAACCAUCCCCGGUGAGUCAGGUGAGCCUGACACAGUGAUCAUCGAGACACCUCAAUCGUCUGACGAGGUUGAGCCAUCUGCAACUGAAGAUACUCAAGAUGAAGUUACCAUUACUCGGGGCGGACCUGUAACUGCAGCCACGACAGUGACUAUUCCUGGAGUUUCUGGUGGUCCAGACACCGUGUUUGUUGAAAUACCCACUCAAUCUUCUGGAGAGCCUGCAAGAACUGCUGUUCAGGAGGUCACAAUUACUCGGGGUGGUCCUGUGACAGCCCCUAUCACAGUUACCAUCCCUGGAGCAUCCGGCGGUCCUGAUACUGUUUACAUUGAGGUACCCACAGAGUCUGUUGGGACCGGAGCUGUUCAGCAGACUACUAUCACACGAGGUGGCCCUGUAACAGCUGCCGCAACGUACACAAUUCUUGGGGCGGCGGGAGAGCCAGAUACUGUGUAUAUCGAAACGCCUACUGAGUCCGCUGGUGGGGGUAGUGAAAUACCGGUAACUGGAGCCGUUCAAGAAGUCACUAUUACGAGAGGCGGUCCGGUCACAGUGGCAACCACAGCCACAAUCCCUGGUGUUUCUGGGGGACCAGACACAGUCUAUAUCGAGAUACCCACGGAAUCUGCACGUCGAAGUACGGACUCGCCAGUGACAGGAGCUGUUCAGGAAGUUACUAUCACGCGUGGAAGUCCCGUCACAGCGGCAACGACGAUUACUAUUCCCGGAGCUUCUGGCGAGCCAGAUACCGUUCUGGUUGAAGUUCCGAUUGAGUCUGCUGAACGGUCUUCAGAAACAAGCUCUGUACGCGAAGUCACUAUUACAAGAGGUGGUCCAGUUACAGCAGCGACAACACUCACGAUUCCUGGUGAGUCCGGGGGACCAGAUACUGUGCUGGUCGAAAUCCCAACCAGUUCAUCCAAUGAAGGCGGUUCUACCCAAGGAGAAGUUACAAGUACUCGUGGCGGUCCUGUUACAGCCGCUACAACCAUCACUAUACCCGGUAUAUCAGGCGGGCCAGAUACCGUCAUCAUCGAAACCCCCACCGAGUCUGCCAUUGAGCCAUCAGAGACUGAUGACCGUCAAGAGGUCACCAUUACCCAAGGUGGCCCUGUCACAUCCGCGACGACGAUCACUAUCCCAGGCUUAUCGGGAGAACCAGACACUGUUAUCGUUGAGAUACCUACCGGUGCUUCUGAGACUCCCAACAAUGCUCCCGCCAACGUCACUGUCUACAGUGGCGGCCCUGUCUCAGCUACUCGUACCAUCUAUCUUCCACCCAUCGCAUCUAGCGAGGCUGGCACUAUUCUUAUCGAGACACCAGAUGGCUCUAGUCCGACAGAAACUGCUCGUGGACCUGGAAAUGUUACCAUAUACACUGGUGUCGCCGGUACAGCUACAAGAACCGUCUUCAUACCUGCUACAGUUUCAGGAGCACCAGGUACAGUACUCAUCGAAACGCCAACAGGUUCUGUGGAGACCAUGGGAAGUAUUGUUGCAAAAGCGACAGGGCCUAUUACUACCUCUGAGGGCAGACCCAACACUACUAUCUUCAGUGGUGGAUCUGAUUCAUCAACAAGGACGGUUUACUACCCACCAGGCUCUGAUGACCCCGAUGGCCUUAGAACCGUAGUCAUUGAGACGCCGACAUCAGGACCGGAAGAUGAGACGACAACCAGUGAGGGUUCUGCAAACACAGCUUUCCCAGUAGGCAGACAAAACGUCACUCUCUACAGCGGUGGCCCAGGUUCUGUUGUAACGACAAUUUACUAUCCACCUGCGUCAAGCGAUCUCGAUGAGCCCGGUACGGUAGUGAUCCAAACCCCAACAGCUGGCCCUGUGGAAGAGUCAACUUCUGCAAGUGAGGCUGUCACGCCAAUCCAGAAUAUUACUCGCAUCGUGGGAGGACCUGCUUCUGUCACAACGACAAUUUACAUCCCUCCCACUGCCUCUGGUGAACCUGGAGUGGUCAUUAUUGAGACGCCUACAGCCAGUCCCGAGGAGGGAGAGACAUCUUCAGCAUCAACCACUGAAACAGCCAGUGAUGUGGAAGCCACUGGUAUUCCCAAUGUCACUCGCUACGUUGGCGGUCCCGCUUCCAUCACAACAACAUACACAAUACCCCCUGCCUCGUCUGGAGACCCAGGAACAGUGGUCAUCCAGACACCUUCUGCCAGUCUUGACGAGAGCGCUUCAGCAGCUGAAAUUCCAAACGUCACUCGAUACAUCGGUGGUCCAGCUUCAGUCACCACGACAUAUACUCUCCCUCCAGGCUCACCUGGAGAGCCAGGUACUGUUGUUAUUCAAACCCCGACCGCCAGUCCUCAAGAAAUCGCUACGUCUUCCCCACCAGCUGAAAUCCCAAAUGUCACUCGUUACGUCGGCGGGCCAGCGUCAGUUACUACGACCUACACUCUGCCUCCAGCUUCAUCUGGGGAGCCGGGUACAGUGGUCAUCCAAACUCCAAGCUCUACUCCAGAGGAGACUUCAUCCUCAGCCGUAAGCACAACACGGCCGCCAACAGUUGCACAGAACACAACCAUCUUCGACGGCGGAACAGGCUCAACCACAAGAACCAUCUAUAUCCCCCCUACCUCAGAAGGCGAACCAGGAACAGUACUCAUCGAGACACCAACUGCUAGCCCCGCAGCUUCAACCACUCCUGUCACUGGCGCACCAGCGGGCAUUCCAACAACUUCCACGCCAAUCGUUGCUGGUACCAACGUCACUAUCUUCAGAGCUGCUCCUCCCACAGCCACAGCUGAACGGACUUUGUACGAUCCACCGACGGCGGCUGGGGAGCCUGGUACUGUCAUUAUCGAGACAAUGGUUGUGUCUUCAACUUCUGGCUCAACUGCGCCGUUGAGUAUGGAGGCUCCUGCUAUCACAACUUUAAGUGGUUCUUCAACCAGUUCUGCUGCGAUCGCUUCACCCUCUUCUACAUCAAGUAGCGCGGCGGCAGCAGCAAGUUCAUCCAGCAAUGCUGCAGCGGCCGCUGCCUCAAGUUCUUCUAGUGCAGCAGCAGCGGCGGCUUCGAGUUCUUCUUCUGUUGCAGCAGCUGCCAGUUCCUCCAGUAGUGCUGCUGCUGCCGCCGCGGCCAGUUCCUCCAGAGCAGCAGCAUCAAGCUCAUCAAGUGCCGCCGCCACUGCAUCUUCAUCAUCAAGCGCAGCUCCAGCACCAGUCACCACAAGCUCAACCAGCGCUGCACUGCCAGUAAUCACCACAUCCAGCAGCUCAGCUAUCCCCGUAGUCGCCACCUCCUCCAGCAGUACCUCCAGCACAAGCAUGAUGCCCCAGCUCGCAUUCGGCCCAACGUUCGACUGCGAUGGCUUCGGCUACACCGUCCAAAGCCUCCUCGCCAACACCCUCACGCGCGUCAAUCUCGUCACCGGUCAACGUACAGAUAUCAAAACCGGCGUUGGUCCAGGCGGCCCUAUCAACGGCAUUGGCUUCAAUAGGCUCGAUAACUACAUCUACGGCUUCUCCCAACUGCCGCUUCUUAAUGGCCUUGCUUGUGCCGUCCUGGGAUGUAAACAAUCAAAGCUAAUCCGUAUUGCUAAGGAUGGGCGAUCGGAGAGUCUUGAUCUUGUGAUUGGUUCGAAUGCUAUUAGUAUGGGCGAUGUAGAUGAUCAAGGAAGGUUCUGGGUAUCAGAAGGUGGAGGGCGAUGGUGGUGCAUUGACUUGAGACCAACUAGCAGCACUUUCGGCAAACUUCUGAACUCCGGCACGUCUGCCACCAAUCUCCUUUCUGGAGUGGGCGACUGGGCAUACGUCCCCGGCGGAGGAAACUAUCUCUACGCUUUACAGGCAUCCGUCAUCGAGAACGGCCUCCUCAGAACAAACAUCGUCCGCUGGUCUUUGACCACACAAAAGUGGGAGAACUACCAAGCCUACCCAGGCAUCCUCAACACAGCGCUCAACCUCGUCUGGGGUGCCGCCAUGGCAGCGCCAGGUGGAACGCUCUUCGCUCAGGAAUCUGUCCUCGGACAAACGUGGAAGUUCACACUCGGAUUCGGAGCUCCGGACCCGACACCGGUACCAGGCGGUGCUAUUCUCAAUUUGCUAGGAUCGGAUGGAGCCAGGUGUGCGAAUGCUGCAGUUUCAUGA
Molecule: messenger RNA, 10467 nt
Organism: Fusarium verticillioides 7600
Lineage: Eukaryota; Fungi; Ascomycota; Sordariomycetes; Hypocreales; Nectriaceae
Exons: 2
Coding region: 1-10467 (3488 amino acids)
Source: RefSeq, a predicted model, not a curated record